Molecule: messenger RNA, 4782 nt
Organism: Petromyzon marinus (sea lamprey)
Lineage: Eukaryota; Metazoa; Chordata; Hyperoartia; Petromyzontiformes; Petromyzontidae
Gene: STAM
Product: signal transducing adaptor molecule
Biological process (GO): protein transport to vacuole involved in ubiquitin-dependent protein catabolic process via the multivesicular body sorting pathway
Cellular component (GO): ESCRT-0 complex
Molecular function (GO): ubiquitin binding; phosphatidylinositol binding
Source: RefSeq, a predicted model, not a curated record
GACGAGGAGGAGGACGGGAGACGAGGUGACGAGGAGGAGGGUAGACUAGGAGGAGGACGGGAGACGAGGUGACGAGGAGGGGAGGAGGGGAGACGAGGAGAAGAUGCCGCUGUUCACAUCCAACCCGUUCGACGCGGACGUGGAAAAAGCGACCAGUGAACUGAAUACAACGGAGGACUGGGCUCUGAUUCUCGACGUCUGCGACAAGAUUGGACAUUCUCCGCAAGGGCCCAAAGACUGCCUCCGGGCGACCAUGAAGAGAGUGAAUAACAAGGUUCCUCACGUGGCCAUGCAGGCGUUGACUCUCCUGGGGGCCUGUGUGUCCAACUGUGGGAAGAUCUUUCACUUGGAAGUCUGUUCAAGGGAAUUUGCAAAUGAAGUAAACAACGUCCUUAACAAGGCUCACCCCAAGGUGGGUGAGAAGCUGAAAGCCCUGAUGAUGGAGUGGGCCGAGGAGUUCAAAAACGACCCACAGCUCAGCCUCAUUGCCGCCAUGAUCAAGAACCUGAAGGAUCAGGGUGUGGCCUUCCCUGCCCCUGGCUCACAGGCUGCAGAGCAAGCGAAGGCGAGUCCGGCGCUGGUGCCUAAGGACCCCGGCACCGUCACGGCCAAGCAGGAGGAAGACGACCUCGCCAAGGCCAUCGAGCUGUCGUUGAAGGAGACCACGGGGCUGGCAGUGGUGGCCCCCGUGGGUGCGGGGGGCUCGCUGUACCCCACGGCGACGGCACUGGGUGGCGCCGCGCUGGCCCGCAGCGCCGCUGGCGACGCGCGCAAAGUGCGUGCCAUGUACGACUUCGAGGCGGCGGAGGACAACGAGCUGACCUUCCGCGCCGGCGACGUCAUCUCCGUGCUGGAUGACAGUGACCCCAACUGGUGGAAGGGCGAGACCCACAAGGGAUCGGGGCUGUUCCCAUCAAACUUCGUCUCAGCCGACCUGACGGCCGAGCCGGAAGCCCCCAUAAAGACCGAGAAGAAAACGGUACAGUUCAGCGACGAGGUGAAGGUGGAAGCCAUUGAACCGGAGCCCGAGCCCUUGUUCAUCGAUGAAGGGAAGAUGGACACAUUGCUGAGGAUGUUGCAGAGCGCUGACCCGGCCGACGAGCGCCCCGACCCCCCUGAGCUGCUCUAUUUGGAGGAGUCGUGCCAGCACAUGGGGCCUCUGAUCGACCAAAAGCUGGAGGACAUUGACCGGAAACACUCUGAGUUGUCGGACAUUAACGUGAAGGUGAUGGAAGCGUUUGAGCUGUACAACCAGCUCAUGAAUGAGGCCCCCGGCUAUGGCGUCUAUGGGAAGGUGCAGCCGUCCCUGCAGCAGCAGCAGCAGCACUACUACUCACAGCAGCAGCAGCAGCAGCAGCCGUACAGUGGCCCUGCUGCUGGCGGUGGUGGCGGAUACAUGGUGCCGGGCACGGCUCAUAGUUAUCCCGGACCUGCCGAUGGCGGCCAGGGUACAAGUGCUGCCUCACUGCCUCCCACCCUGGGCCCGGGGGGGAGCCAACCCGGCCACGCCUACACCAAUGCCCUGCCCGGCACAGGCCACGUUGUGUACAUGGGGCCGCCGGGCCCUGUCGGAGUAGAGGCCACGGGGUUCCCUCCCGGGAGCCUCCCAGCCGGCGGCGUGGCCGGCACGUUCCCAGGGCCCGCUUACAGCAGCCUGCACAACGCACCGCACGCCGUGCAGCCGGUGCAGCCCCCGCCGCAGGCCCUGUACACGCAGCAGCAGCAGCAGCAGCCCCUGCUCUAGAGCUCCCUCUGGGGCCCAGCAGCCCUCCUGUCUCACACUCUGGGAGAACCUCUGCUUUUUUUGUAGGCAACACCAUAUCUGGAGGGAAGUUAACAUCUGUGUAGACAUCUCUCUCUGUCCUCUCGUUGUCUUCACGGAAAUCAAGUCGAGCGAGUGGCAUGCCUUACGGUGACGGUUGAUGUUUGAUGGCGAUAGCGGAAAGUAGGGAGUAUAUAAGCUGCAGUCACUUUCUUUGAAAGGAGUCUUUGUAUUGAAGCUGCCAUGUUGAUCAUGCCCUCAACGCGUGCGUAUGUGUGUGUUUGUGGUGCGCGUGUGUGCGUGUAGCCCUCUGUUGCCACUGUUAUACAGUUGUGUAAUAAGACACAUCAGGUGAAUGCUGCACCACGGGUCACCCAGUCUACCAGUAACACUAUGCCUGAUUAAACUGUAGGCCAGAUAUGAAUCGGUGUGUUUUAAAAAGCAAGCAAAUUGACGAGUUGUGAUUAAAACGGAACUUGUACAUAGCCACUGCGCUGCAGAGCAGCGGUUGGGACCCUUGCUGCAGUGACUGCCGAGUAUGCAGCCCUCGGAGGAUGACGACAGCCUGCGCUGCUCCUCCUCUCGCGCGUGAUUGCAGUAGAAGUUUCUCCGCCUCGCAUCUCCACCUCCGUGUAACAUGCGCCUUCGUUUCCUGUACAUGCACACCACUCGUAAAUCCCAUUUUCACUUGGACAGACCGUGUGGGGUAGGGCCGCUAGCAAGCAACCUGUUUGUCCAGCACCACGUGCCUGCACCACACUUGCCCGCUUCUAUCCUCCCAGUGCUGAUGUACGUUGCUCCAGCCAGGGUUCGGCCAGAGGCACCCAUGGCCAUUGCAUGGCCGCUGGUUCACAAGGCCAAUUAUUGAACUCAUUGCUCAAUCUGCGCCACAUCUCCCACGUCCGCCACUGCUCUGCCCCAGCUUCCUGCCGAGUCGCUCAUCCAUGUCUUCACGUCUUGACAGCUGCAGAUCUUCAAGGUAAAUCCAUCGCCUGCAACCUCCAGAUGACCCAACAUGCCGCUGUCAAGAGCAUGUCACCCCAAUACUCCGAUCCCUUCACCAGCUCCCACUCGCCAUCUUCAAGAUUCUCUAUAGCCUCGUUACUGCCUACUUCUCUCUCUCAUCCCGCGCAAUUCCCCCCCACCUCCUCCCCCUUGCCUUCCUCUUACUCCCAUUCAUGCGCUCUAUGCAUGAGCAACCAAGGCCUCCUGUCAAGAGCGCAGGUUAAACUUCACUCGGUGGGAAGUUGUUCAUUCUCUUCUGCUGCCCCCAUAGUUCUGAAUUCCCAUUCCCCCAGCUGUCUGUGCUGACAAUUCCUCUGCUCAAGUCUGGGCUCUCAAGAAUACUAUCUCCUCUCCGCCACCUCUUCCCUGUAGUGCACGUCCCGCUGUUUGUGUGUAGCGUCGCGAGUUGCGCCUGGGUGCUUUGUCCAAAUUGAUUGCGUUGUGGACCUUGGGUCACUGAUAAUGUAGUGGCUCAAGCUGACAACUCUACCGCUGCUUCUACUCUACACGGACGAGUGUGCGCGUGCGCUCAGUGCGUGGCAGCAUAACCGCGACUUGGCAAGGUGCUUUACCAAAGUACGGGGCGCGUUAAAGAGCCGGUGACAUGGCUACGGUGUUGGCACACGCUGUUCAGCGGGCGCCGGUGAAUGCGCUGGCGAAGGUGUGCUCACAACUACACGCGCACAUGCGGACCACUGCUGGACGAGGACCUCUCUACUCCAUGGGGAUCGUGGGGGUUAUUUUACCAUAUUUCAUUACACUGGUCAGUGCGGCUUGGUGAAGGUGGGGAGCAUAGGACGGUACAAUGGAUGUUACUACGUUGCUUUCUGCUACCCACAACCCCACAUCUCCUGCUUGGCCUCCGAGAUGCGACGAGGUGAGGUGCAUUCCGGUGAUGUCCUAAUCAUGAUAAUGAUACUUGUUUGUAUUUGGCAGAGCCGCCCUCCUUCACUACGGGGCCUCUCCGGAGUGAUUUACACACGAUCAGUGACUCGCAUCUCAUGAACACAUUCGAAAUGACGCACCAGGUGGCAGCUGCCCCAUUAUGGCGUUAGUCUGCCAGUAGGGGGCGAUGAUUACUGCUGUGUGUAAUCCCACGAGAGAUUUGUGGGUACAUUUUUCACAGACUUCACUGCCACACUAGCCGUUUGUGUCUCUUGGUCUUCGGUGCACAGCAACCGAGUGUCCAUUGUGAGGUGGCACAUCUACGUGACACGCGUUCCUGACAUGAUAGCAAUGGGGACACUCGAAACCCUGGAUGAGAUGAAGAGAUUCAAGUCACGUUGGGGUUUGAGUUGACCCCUGGGAACCUGAGUGAUCUUUUUAAUAUUCGUGUGUCAGCCUGGUCGUAGCCUGCAGACCAUGUGCCGCAUGACACUCUCCGUAUCGGUAGUAUUCUGACUUUAUUAUUUGUAAGAUUCCCCCAAAAGUUAACAAUGCCUUACCAAUUGAGCUAUAACCAUUGAUUAAUAUCGCGACUUUUAAGGUUUUAAUUAUCAACCGCAAUUAAUUCGACGAGCUUUUGGCUGCAUCGAUGUGUAUUGGUGGCAUGUGCUUUUUUCAGUAUUUGUGAAAGAUGACAUUGCUAACUAUAUUAAUUCCGGCACCGAUGGUGUGACCCAAAUCUGAACUUGGUAAAACUGUGGAAAUUCAAUGCCUCUUGUACAAUUGCAGGAAGCCCCUGUGGGGAAACGGUUGGGCUAAUCCAUAGCCUGAGCUAUCCCGAUGGAAAGACUGGCAUACAACUGAAGAGAUGUAUUUAAAGAUGUACUGUAUAUACGUAAUGUCCGAGCCGAUGAUGAAUAUCGUACACCUCGCUGUGCAGUGUUUAAUUGCGCCUCUGUAAGAAGCUCCAGGAAUUGACUGCGCGUGUACCUUUGGGUGUCCGACUUCUUUUGUAUGUAUAAUUUUACGUGUAUUCGCGAAAAGAAAUGUAGAACUCGCUUAAGAUCCUUGACUAAUUUCAUCAUAAGACAUUUUGACAAAGACUUGAGACGAAUAAAUUUAGAAAACUA